Molecule: messenger RNA, 3021 nt
Organism: Cyanistes caeruleus (blue tit)
Lineage: Eukaryota; Metazoa; Chordata; Aves; Passeriformes; Paridae
Source: RefSeq, a predicted model, not a curated record
AUGCCGAGCUCGGGGUGUCUCACGGUGAUCGUGCCCAUCCUGACGAACCGGAGGAACCACCAGGGCUGGCCCCGAGUGGUGUCCCAAGACAUCAUCCAUCACGUGCACAGCCUGAAAAGCACUGUCUUCAAGGUUAUUGGCCAAGUGAAUGGCAAGACCUUGCUGCCUCUUCCAGCUGGCUCAGAGAGAUUUGAGAACAUUGAUCCUAAAAAUGAGAAUUUCUUGGAGCUGAUCAAUAAAUCCCUUGUACAUGCCACCGAGUCAGCCAUCAUCGACUGGAGCCAGCAGGUCCAGAGAGUGCUGAAGAAAGAGUCCUCAGAGCCUCUCCUGCGAGGCACCAACCCAACCCCAAGGGUGGAGCUGGAGUUCUGGAAGAGCAGGUGUGCUGACCUGGAAGGCAUUCACAGCCAGCUGACAUCCAGGAGGGUCAGGAACAUGCUGGAGGUGCUGGAGAGAGCACAGAGCAUCUUCGUGCCAGCCUUCCAAAACAUGCUGAUGGAUGUUGAGGCAGCUCUGAGCGAGGCUCAGGACAUUGACCUGCACCUGGCCCCUCUGCAGCAGCCCCUGGAGGACAUAGAAGCUGUUGAGUUCAGCAAGGUGAAGCCUCUCCUGGUCCCUCUGCUGCACGUGGUGUGCUGGAUCUGGGUCACCUCCAAGCACUACAGCGUGCCCCUGCGGGUCGUGGUGCUGCUCCAGGAAAUCUGCAACCUUCUCAUUCAGCAGGCCGUGGUGUACCUGUGUCCAGAAGACCUUCUGAGAGGAGAGAUGGAAGAGAGCCUGGGCAAGGUGCAAACAGUGUUUGACAUCCUGAACACCUUCAAAGGGGCGUUUGAGGAGAGAAGGGAAAACCUGCACGUGUAUUAUGAGCCAGGCCAGGAAGUGAGGGAGUGGGACUUCCACACCAGACUGGUGUUUGCAAGGCUGGACAGCUUCCUGCAGAGGCUGGAGAUGGUCAAGGGUCUCCUGAGCACGGCCCUGGACCUGACACAGCUGGAGAAGAUUGAGUUCGGGGGGAUGAAAGGGAAGGCCCUGAGCCAGCAGGUGCUGGACAUGUACGAGGAGUUCCAGGAGGGCUACCAGGUGUUCUCAGAGCGAACCUACGACUGCCUGGACCUGGCCAACGUGGAGUUUGUGCAGGAUGCCUUGGACUUCCAGCAGAAGGUGCAGGACAUUGACCGUCGGCUGGGCGCUGUGUUCAGCCGGGCCUUCAGCGAUGCCCCGGACAUGGAGCACAUCUUCAAGCUGCUGGCCAUGUUCCGGAACCUUCUGGAGCGCCCUGCGAUGGCUGCAGUGGCUGCUGACAAGGUCCCUGUCCUCCUCAGCAUGUUCAGCACUGCCCUGGAGCAGGCCAGGCUCACCUACACCAGGCACACCCAGACAGGGCUGCAGCUCGGCUUUCCCCCCCUGCACAAGAACGUCCCUCCCGUGGCCGGAGCGCUGGGCUGGGCGCAGGAGCUGCGGGCUCGGAUCCAGCGGCCCUUGGAGCACUUCAGGCACAUCCCAGGGCUGAGCUUGGACUCUGCCCGUGGAAGGAGGGUGCUGCAGAAAUAUGAAGAAAUGAUCCAGCUGCUCGACAGGUAUCAGGAAAAGCUGUAUUUAGACUGGUCCCAGACAGUCUCAGAAGAAUCCCAGUACAACCUCACUCAGCCUCUCAUCCGGCGAGAUCCACAGACCAAGCUGAUCUCGGUCAAUUUUGAUCCCCAGCUGGUGUCGGUGCUGAGGGAGGUGAGCUACCUGAGGGGCAGCGGGGCAGGAGCCAUCCCCCCGGCAGCAGCCGAGAUCUAUUCCUGCAAGGAAUCCUUCUGGCAGCUGGUGGCCAGCCUGGAGCUGAUGGGGAACACGUACAACAAGGUCCUGAGGACGGUGCUGGAGGUGGAAUAUCCUCUGCUGCAGGGGAGGCUGCAGGACAUCGACUCAAAGCUGCGAGAGGCAGAGGAAACACUGACCUGGAAGACAGAGGGUGUCUGGGAUCACCUCUCUGGGGUGAUGGGCGAUGUCUGUGACCUGGAGCAGAGGCUGCAGAAAGCCAAGGACAACGUUGAGGAGAUCCAGAGCAUCGUGCACUCGUGGCAGUCGCCCAUAUUUGAGAGGAGGGAUCCCAAAAAGGAGUCAGUGCUGAGCCUGGAGGAGUGCCAGGAGUGCCUGGAACGGCGCUACAGCCUCGUCAGGGAGGCUGGGCAGAGGAUCCACUCCCUGGUGAAGGAAAACCAGAGCCUCCUACUUGCAGAGCCAGCAUCUGAUGCCUGGAAGGUGUAUUUGGAUUAUGUGGAUGAGAUAGUCCUGGAUGGAUUCUUCACUGCCAUUGAGUGCUCGCUCAAGUACCUCCUGGAGAACACAGGUGACGCCUGGUCCCUGUCCCCAGUGGCUGCUCAGCCCCUCCAAGGGGACAUCUCUGGUUGUGCUCCCUCAUGCUCAGGGGUUGUUCUUGUCUUCCUGGCUUUCCUCUGGCACUGGAGCCUGCAGGAGGGGAGGGUGACUCCCUCACUGGUCACUGGAUGGCUCAGGGGAGGGAUGGAGGUGGCUGUGCCCUGUUUGCAAGGGUUAAUGGAAAAAGACAUUGAGGCUUCCUCCACCAGGCACCUCCCACCCUCCCAUGCCCAAAGCAACAGGGUGGCACCAUCCUUCCCCUGUGGAGAGUCUCAAGAGCCAGUUCUGCUUCUGAGAGGCACAAAAUAAACUCCUCAGUCCCUGAACAUUAGUCCUGGGCAGGGGUGAGCUGGGUUCAGGAGUCACCAGCCCAGCCCCUCUUGCUCUGCUGAGAGCAGCUUGUGUGCAGCUAAAGCACAUCUCCAGGAGCGCUUCCCUUCUGGAUCUGGAGGCACAAUGAGCUGGAGAAUCUCAUGCAGUUCUUCACCAUCUUGUUAAAAACUUGCAUAUGUUGUCACAUUUGCAUCUGGCUUCAGUUUCUGGUUGCUGUUUGGGUUUUUUUUUUCUCUAUGCCUUUCACCACUAAAUUAAAGAGACUCUUGGUUCCUGUUGUUUUUCUCUGCAAGCAUUUCCAUGCUGGCAUUGUUCAGCUCU